UUGUCAAAUUAUACUGACUUUAUCAAACCGCCAACUGAAAUUUUAUGCAAAACAAUAUUUUUUAAAAACACGAAAUAUUAAUAUUAACAAAAUGGUUGAAGCACAGAAGUACAGAAUUGAGCAGGAGAUGACAAAUCUCGUCAAUGAGUUAGACAGAAGUUAUUUAAGAAAAAUGCAAGGUGACAUGCACAGAUGUGCGUCGAGGUGUUGUGAUGAUCAGCAGUCAUCCUUAGAGAGAGUGCAUGGCUGCAUAGAGAACUGUACCACACCUCUUAACCAAGCUAACAACUAUGUACAGAAAGAAAUCAACCACCUUCAAAAUAGACUCCAGCGCUGCGUCAUGGACUGUAACGAUUCAGUAAGAGAUAGACUGGGCCCCGAUCCCAGCCAGGAAACUAUCGACAAAUGCACGAUAGAAUUCGAGAAAUGUGCGGUGAAAUGCGUGGACAAGCACAUAGGCUUGAUUCCUGGGAUGAUGAAGUCGAUGAAGAAGGUACUAGCAAGUGGCAAACCACCUCCAGUGAGCAAUGAAUGAAUGACAAUUUGAAUGAACAUUAUUUCAUAGAAUAUUACCAUAAGAAAAUAUAUCAACAAUGUACUAUUGUUUCAUAAAUUAUGUAACAAAAAACAAAA
Molecule: messenger RNA, 633 nt
Organism: Vanessa tameamea
Lineage: Eukaryota; Metazoa; Arthropoda; Insecta; Lepidoptera; Nymphalidae
Product: protein FAM136A
Exons: 4
Coding region: 92-535 (147 amino acids)
Cellular component (GO): cytoplasm
Source: RefSeq, a predicted model, not a curated record